UUUACUUUUAACGCAUCGCUGCAGAGCCGCUUCAUCAGCGUCACACUGAAACAGGAAAUCUCUCAUUUGUCUGCUUCUGUCACUUCCGGGUCUCUUAUUUGCGUUCAUGAAAAAAACAUUUAUAUAAUAAAUGCCAGUUUUAAUGCAUCGCAGUUAGAACAGAAAAUGAUGGCAAUGAAUAACUCCUCCGGACCCCGCCCUCACCGACGUUAACCCCGCCCUUGUUCUCCGGACCCGUCCGGCGGAGAACUGGUCCGCUCGGGGAGAUGAGAGGAGCAGGGGGCGCCGAUGAGAACCCCGGAGGACCCCGGAUGAGACUCCCCAAGAUGAAGAUCCCCGCGAAGAUCUGGAGACACCGCAAACAUAAGAACCAGCAUGGAGACGACCAGCCGGACGGCGGGCAUGAGGAGGAGGAAGAGGAGCAGCAGGAGGAAGAGCGGCUGGAUGACCUCAGCAGGAAGCUGAUCCUCAGGGAGGAAGAGCUCUUCACCCAGGACGGCCGCAGUGAGGAAGAGGAGGACCGGCUACUGAAGGACUUUGAGUCUCUGAGCGUCCGGGUCUGGAUGGCCGUCCACAGCAGCUUCGUUACCACGGCGACCCCCGCUGGACGGCCGGACGUCCUGAGGAGCGCCGUGGACACCAUCCUGCAGCAGGAGACGCAGGACCAGCGCUGGACAGAGCGUCCUGCGGACAGCGCCCCCGUCUGGCGACCGCUGAGGUGGCUGAGGACGCACAACCUGCUGCUGCAGAAAAUGGUGGAAAAACAACUGAAGGACGCAGAAGAGAACGAGACAGGAGACACUGGACAGCUGUCCUCCGUCACCAAGAGACAGGUGUGCCGCCUGGGGAAGCGUGUGAAGGAGGACCUGCUGACGGCGGCGGAGGCGGUGAGGCACUGCUACCCGUCCAGGAUGGACGUCCUGAACAUCUACGGCGGACUCUACCACCAGGCCUUCGCCGCCCGCCUGGCCCAGCUCUGCUCCUCCGAGCUGGACCUGGACGACUGCAGCUACCUGCUGUUCUGGGUCAACCACUACUAUCCUGAUGAAAUCCUGAAACACAAAGAGCUGGACGGGAUCAAGACGGCCUGUCUGGGUUCUCUGCUGCAGCCGGAGACCCUGGGCCGUCUGGAAGAACAGUACCUGAGCCACAGACAGGAAAAGGUGAAGCUGUGGCUCAGCACGGCUCUGAAGAAGGAGGAGGAGAGCUGGCUGAGUGGAAAAACGCCCGAACUGAUCGACUGCUACUACUUCAGUCCGCUGGCCAUCGAUGUCAUCCAGGUGGUGAACAGUUCCCUGACUGAGUUCAGCUGUGCCAUCAAAGACCAGAACAAGGCGCAGAGGCUGACGAUUCACCUGGAGAACUUUCUCAGCAGCUACAGGAAGAGCGUGGAGGACCUGGCGAAGGCGAAUCCCAGCAACCUGCAUCCAGUGCUAAAAGCUACGCUGGUCUGUGAGCAGCAGCUCAGAGAUUACAUAUCUGGUCAAGCUGAAGGUUUAGCUGAAGAGCAGAAGCGCCGAUGUCUGGAUACGCUCUCUGCUCUCAGGGAUUGUUGCUACCAGUGUUUGACCUUCCCUCUUCACGGCAAGAUUAAGGUCUUCUUAAGUCAACUGUGGACGCCCCCCUGGGUGGACGGCUCACUUCCUGUCGUCGACCAGCUGCUGAGCUUUCUGAGCCAACAACUGGCCGACCUGUCGGACCUGAAACCAGCCUGCAAACAGCCGCUGGUCUGCGACCUCCACCAAGACCUGGUCGCUCAGUACAUGAAGAAGACGAUGAAGACCAGGGUGAAGAGCCGACAGCAGCAGGUGGCCGGGUCCGAACGGAUGGUGGAAGACGCCAAGAAGAUGGACGGCUUCUUCAGAGAGCAGGGCUGCGGUUCGGCUCCGUAUCUCUCUGAAACGCUCUGCAGCGUCGCUGAGAUUCUCCGUCUGCAGGAUCCAGCCAGCGUUCACCUGGAGGUCGUCGAUCUGGCCCGAAGGUUCCCGGACUUCAGCGGCGCUCACGUCUCGGCGUUGCUGUCCCUGAAGUUCGGCCUUUCGGCGGCGGACGUCCGGUCCAUCCGGGCCAGCGUGGAGGAGAACCGCCCCCUGGACGCCUCAGCCAAUCAGAGUCCUCCGUUCUUCUCCAGGGUUAAAGUCAAAUGGAUCAACAACAAGAUCAACCAGAUCAAGAGUUAAAACAGUGCGGCUCAAUGCUAAUGUUAGCAUGUUAGCAUAGCUUGUUGUUUCAGAUUAUCUGCAUGGCGUUUAAUGUAAACAUUAGCUUAGUGAUGCUAACAUGUUAGCCAGUUGUUUAGAAAUAUAAAAAGGAAAACUCUGUGUUGGAAAGCCAUCUGCUGCUCAUCAGGACUCCGUUCUCCUUUUAUGACUAAUUAAGUGUUAGAAAAUGUGUCGUAUUUAAGCUAACUCUGCAACCAGACUCAUUUUAAAUCAAUCCAGCUUCCUGCGGCUUAACUAAACCCUAAAGUAAUGAAUGUUGUAAAGUUGCGCAGAAUGCUUAUAGAAACACAAACGUGUUUCUGUUACUGUUGUCAUUUCAAUAAAUGUAUUUAUUCAGUAGAA
Messenger RNA from Poecilia latipinna (sailfin molly), 2564 nucleotides. Its product is annotated as tumor necrosis factor alpha-induced protein 2-like. The coding region runs from base 267 to 2180 and encodes 637 amino acids. NCBI's taxonomy places the organism in Eukaryota, Metazoa, Chordata, Actinopteri, Cyprinodontiformes, Poeciliidae. The transcript has 13 exons. Gene Ontology annotation, biological process: exocytosis; exocyst localization. Gene Ontology annotation, cellular component: exocyst. The record is from RefSeq and is a predicted model, not a curated record. Gene Ontology annotation, molecular function: SNARE binding.